Molecule: messenger RNA, 1156 nt
Organism: Rubroshorea leprosula
Lineage: Eukaryota; Viridiplantae; Streptophyta; Magnoliopsida; Malvales; Dipterocarpaceae
Source: the annotation of a GenBank genome assembly
UUAGCCCGUGAAUUUUGCAUGGUCCAAUAAUUCUACCAUGGGCAGCAAAUUAUUGAUUUGGGUUUGGGCGACUAUUCUUGGGCUAUAUAAGCAUCGGCCCGAACACUUAAUGAAUUUUAGCCUCCCAGAUCCUCUGCACCGCGCCCAGCUCCUCUGCACCGAGCCAUCAUCGCCCCCUCGCACGCCCAGCCUUGCUGCACCAGCCCUGCACCUACGCCCGAGCCUUACACCUACGCCCCUACUCCCUGCUCUGCGCCCAGAUCGUCUGCACUCUGCCCUAGCCUGCACUCUGCUGCGCCCGGCCUUGCUUCCUGCACCAGCUUUGCUCUGCACCAGCUCCUGCGCUCUUCACCAGAUCGCCUGCGCUCUGCUUGCCCUGCUCCGCCCCACUGCUGGCAAUGAUGCCCCUGCACGCCCGAGCCAUCAUCAGCACUCCACGCCCCUGCCUCCCUGCACACCGCGCCUCACCCCAAUCCCGCGCCUCUGCACCGCUGAUUACUACAGCCCUCAUCCUUGCCUCUCAUGCAGAAAAGACAAGGAGUACCGGACAAAUUGGCAUCAUUGAUUGACAGAGCAAGGCCCUUGUCUUUUGUUGCAUUUCAUUUUUAUUUUUAUCAUUUGGGGUAUAUAUAUAGGGCAAAAGCAGAGUAAUAGGGGGUUGGUUGGUUGAUUUUGGGUCUGUUUGCUGGGGAGUCUCGCCUGAGUUUUUGAGAGCAGAAGAAGGAAAUUCUGAGGAGAGGAGGGGGGUCUAGAGAUUGAUUUUGGCUGUUUGAUUUUGGGGGAUUUGAUUUUUUUUUUUCUUUCCCUUGGUUGAUUCUGGGAUUCUUUGGUCCGAGUUUGAGUAUUGUCGGAGGUGGCAGCAAGAGAAAAGGGACUGCUGAACGUCCAGAAUUCACCGAAGGAGAUCGUGCGUUUUCUGGGUUUCUGUUGUCUUAGGUAAAUUACUGGAACUGAGAGGAUUCGGGAGGGGUGGUGAAGGUGAUGAACAGAGCUCGAUCCCGUGGGUGGGAUCCCUCUGUUUGGAUCUUGAUCCGUUCCUUUCCUGAAUUCUUCUCUGUAGAUUUUAUAUAUUCUUCCUUUGAUGCUUUGUGUUGUUUAGUGAUUGAAAUGCUGAAAUUUAUGUGCAUCUGUUGAGAAAUGAAUGGUAGAUUUACUA